This is a messenger RNA of Xenopus laevis (African clawed frog), 1638 nucleotides long. It is a transcript of the gene adat1.S, whose product is annotated as adenosine deaminase, tRNA-specific 1 S homeolog. The coding region runs from base 131 to 1552 and encodes 473 amino acids. Gene Ontology annotation, biological process: tRNA processing; RNA processing. The transcript is spliced from 10 exons. Lineage: Eukaryota; Metazoa; Chordata; Amphibia; Anura; Pipidae. The record is from RefSeq and is a predicted model, not a curated record. Gene Ontology annotation, molecular function: RNA binding; tRNA-specific adenosine deaminase activity; adenosine deaminase activity.
CUAACUUUGCACUUCUCCACAUACCAUUUUCAGCGUGGCUUUGGAUCUUCAGCACAGCCCCUUAGCCCCGGGCCCGGUACAGGUUACCCCCCCCUGAUGGCGGCCCUGCUGGCAAGUGAGAUUAUAAAAUAUGCGACUAAACAUGUUGUGGUCGGCAGACGAGAUUGCUGCUUUGAGUUAUGGACAUUACAGUACUCAGUUACCUAAGCAGGGAUUACCUGAUCCAAGCAGAGAAUGGACACUGAUGGCUGCAAUUAUACAAGUAGAGUCCGGAGAAGACACAAAAGUUUCAAAACAGGUGGUUGCUAUGGGAACUGGAACUAAAUGUAUUGGCCAAUCAAAGCUACGGAAAACAGGUGAUGUGAUCCAAGACAGUCAUGCAGAGAUAAUUGCAAAAAGGAGUUUUCAAAGAUACCUCCUUCAACAGCUUUCUUUAGCUGUAUCAGAGGGCAAGAAUUGCUUGUUUAUUCCGGGAACUGAAAAAGGAAAGUGGAUGCUAAGGCCAGAGAUCUCCUUUGUCUUUUUUACCAGCCAUACACCAUGUGGUGAUGCCUCUAUUAUUCCAGUUAUUUCUCAUAUGGACCAGCUUGGUCAUCCUCUGCCAUCUGACACUGCAGAAAAGGACCAUGGCGGCAACAGUGUACUUGAAUCUUGUGCAACACACAAAAGAAGGGCGAGGAGUGAGGACGAUAUUGGUUUCAUAAGUAAGAAAAUGAAACAUAGUGAAGAAAGUGAUGAGACAUUGACCCGAGUGGAGAAUUGUGAUGAGGAAAAUAGCCAUGCAUUUCCUUCUACCUGUCAAGAAGCUCUGGAUGUGCAUAGGACUGGAGCAAAGUCUGUUCCAGGGGAGCUUCAGGACAGUUAUAGCCCAGGAGUGAAUUAUCACACUGUUGGGGUUCUCCGUAUCAAGCCGGGCCGUGGAGAUCGUACCAUGUCCAUGUCCUGUAGUGACAAGAUGGCUCGCUGGAAUGUACUUGGCUGUCAGGGUGCUCUGCUCAUGCACUUUCUGCAGCAGCCAAUCUAUCUGUCUGCAGUUGUGGUGGGAAAGUGUCCAUUCAGCCAAGAGGCUAUGGAGAGAGCUCUCUACAGCAGGUGCCAGAAGGUGAAAUCUCUGCCUAAUGCAUUUAUGUUGAACAAAGUACAUAUCAUCCAGUCAGACUUACAGUUUCAGCAUGGAAGGGAUGCACUGACUAAAAUGGAUGUCACCAGGAAACUUGUUCCAUGUGGAGCAGCUAUUAGUUGGAGUGCAGUACCCCACCAUCCACUUGAUGUCACUGCAAAUGGCUACAAACAAGGAACAACCAAAAAAGCAAUAGGAAGCCCUCAAUGCAGGUCUCGAAUCUGUAAAGCAGAACUAUUCAAUGCAUUUCAAGAAAUGGUUCAGAGGCUGCCAGAAGAACAGCGCUCAGAGUCUCUCAGCAGCCAAGGCCUGAAGACUUACUGGGAUUAUAAGGAGGCAGCUGUCAGUUACCAAAAAGCCUGGAAGUGUUUGAGAGAACAAGCUUUCACAUCUUGGCUCCAGACACCACGUGAUUUCCUUCUGUUCAGCUAACAGCAGACUAAAUAUGCUUUAAGGUUUGGUGGGGAAGUUUUUUUUUUUAAUAAUCUUAUUUCAUUAAAGUGUUAUUUGUCGAUAAA